Messenger RNA from Penicillium maclennaniae, 1920 nucleotides. RefSeq names its product VHS domain protein. Bases 1 to 1920 code for a protein of 639 amino acids. Gene Ontology annotation, cellular component: trans-Golgi network. The record is from RefSeq and is a predicted model, not a curated record. NCBI's taxonomy places the organism in Eukaryota, Fungi, Ascomycota, Eurotiomycetes, Eurotiales, Aspergillaceae. Gene Ontology annotation, biological process: Golgi to endosome transport; Golgi to vacuole transport; protein transport to vacuole involved in ubiquitin-dependent protein catabolic process via the multivesicular body sorting pathway. Gene Ontology annotation, molecular function: phosphatidylinositol binding; ubiquitin binding. The transcript has 7 exons.
AUGGCGGCUAGGGACCGCUUCGGUGCCUAUGCUGAGCCGGGACUAUCACCUCUGCAGCGCGCCAUCCGAAAUGCAUGCGAUCCUCAGAAUUACGAGCCGAACCUAGCCCUGAAUCUCGAAGUCGCGGACCUGAUCAACUCGAAGAAAGGCAAUGCGCCUCGAGAAGCGGCCGUCGAGAUCGUCCAUCUGAUCAAUUCACGUAACCAGAAUGUCGCGUUGUUGGCGUUGGCGCUUCAAAUCAGCACCAAGGAGUUUUUAAAUGAAUUGGUCCGUCGGUUCCCCGAGCGGCCGCCCAUGCGAGCUUCGCGGGUCCAGCACCGCAUUCUGGAAUCGAUCGAAGAGUGGCGGCAGACCAUUUGCCAAACAUCGCGCUAUAAGGAGGAUCUGGGAUUCAUUCGUGAUAUGCACCGGUUGCUACUCUACAAGGGUUAUGCUUUCCCAGAGGUCCGCCGUGAGGAUGCGGCUGUUCUCAACCCCAGUGACGUAGAACCUGCGCUCAGCGGAAGAAAUGGAGGAGGAAGAAAGGAAGCGCAGUCUGCGAAGCUGCAGGAGUUGAUUCGGAGAGGUACUCCCGCUGAUCUGCAAGAAGCCAACCGGCUCAUGAAGGUCAUGGCGGGCUUCGACAACCGACACAAGACCGACUACCGGGCGAAAGCAGCGGAAGAGGUGUCCAAGGUCCAACAGAAAGCCAAGAUUUUGGAAGAAAUGUUGCAGAGUCAGCAGCCUGGCGCAGGCAUACCUGAAGGCGAUGUCUUUGAGGAGCUCGCUGCCGCCCUUCAAAGCGCUCAUCCGAAGAUCCAGAAAAUGUGCGAGGAAGAGUCGGAUGACCCUGAGGCUGUUCACAAGCUACUCGAGAUCAAUGACAGCAUACACCGGACCAUUGAGCGGUACAAGCUUGUUAAGAAGGGCGACCUGGAUGCGGCGUCCAGAAUCCCCAAGGGUACGUUGGGUACGACGACCGGAGUUUCCACAAAUGCCAACAAUGAGCUUUCUUUGAUCGACUUCGACCCCGAGGAGCCCAGCUCCAACGGUAAUGGUGAGACAUCGGCGCACGGUGGGAAUGCCUUGGAGGACGACUUACUCGGGCUCUCUCUUGGCAACCAGGAACCUGCUUCUGGUGGUGGGAUUUCGCUGGGCGGCUCUAGUAUGGGCUUUCCUCCGGUCUCUUCAGGACAAUCUCCUCCGGCGAUGUCUCCCCAGUCUGCCCAACCGGCAGCGGCGGGAUUCAAGCCCAAUUACGAUAUCCUUGCAUCCUUCAAUACAUCUCGUCCUGCUUCACAGUCUUCUACGCCUGUGCCGGGGGCAUCACCUCGGGCCCGCGCCACGGCCACCCCGCCGCAGCCGGCGGACCCAUUUGCCUCAUUGAUGUCUGCUAGUCCCCGACCUGGAGGUAGUCCCUUCCCGGCCCCGCCUCAAGCUCAAUCCGCGGCAACCUCAUCGUCCCUGUUGGACCUGAUGGGAGACACAGCCACUCCGCAGCAGGCUGCUGGAAAGGCAUUCGCCGCUCAGGAUGACGAUUGGAACUUUGCCUCAUCGCUCCCGCAAAGCAAUGCCCUGCCGAUGAUGAACAAAAUUCAGGUCUUGAACUCGCAGUUGCGCGUUGAUUUUGCUGCCCGUCGGGUACAGACUGCGCCCCGUCAAAUCUACAUUCAAGCUACCUUCUCCAACACGACCAGCCAGCCGAUCAGUGAUCUGCACUUCCAGGUUGCCGUGGAAAAGUCAUACACUCUGCAGCUCCGUCCGCAAUCAGGCCGAGAGAUUGCUCCGCAACAGCGAAACGGUGUACAGCAGGACAUGGCCUUGGACGGCAUUGACUCGGGCAAGGGCAACUCUGUGAAAAUCCGGUUCAAGGUGUCCUAUAAGCUUGGAGACGAGUCCCGCGAAGAACAGGGCAUGGUACCACCCCUGGGAAUCGCCUAA